UUACGCAGCACAUUAAUACACACACAACACAUUCACACACACACACCCCACACCCCACACAUACAUAACACAUUCGCGCACACACACUCCCACCCGACACACGCACAUCUGCACACACCCUGCCCAGCAGACUCUCUUUCUUCACAUUUAUAAGUAGCGUCUCUCAGAGGGACAGAGGUCUCCUUCGCUGCCACGAGAUGUCUUGCUCUUGUUUGCACCCUUUCGCGCACACACGAGUCCUAAGACAUGCCUCCUGGGGCAGGUUCUCAGCCUUGGCACUGUUGACGUUUGGGGCUGGAUCAUUCCCAUGCCCUGUAGGAGGCUGAGCAGCGUCCCUGGCCUCCACCCACUAGAUGCCAGUAGCACUAACCCCCCCCACAGUUGUGGUAACUAAAAAUGUCUCCAGACACGGCUGAAGUCCCCUGGGAGGCAAAGUCAAGCCCUGCUGAGAAGCCCUGUCCUACAGGAUCCUGUUAAAGAUGUGGGUGACAGAAAUUGGGAGAAGGGAAUGGCCCUUCGGGUGGGGUGUGGGGAAAGAUCUGGAAGGAUGCAUUUUAGAAUGUGUCCCUGUAUUGAGAAUCCCAUGUGCCCUUGUCUGCAGGGCCUUGCUCAGUCCCUCGGAACGUUCCAGAAAGCGGUGUGCAUCCUUCCGUCCCUGUAGGCUUGGCGUGGAGUUGACGUGGCGUCUGUGGCUCCCCAGACCCAGGCCCCUUUAGCUCCACUCUGGGCUCAAACCACCUUCCCCCGGAAGUUGUGUCUGCAAAGUGCUCAGAAUGAAAAGAAAUCUAGAGCGAGCUGGCUGGCUGACUCCCUGCCCCGAUGACGAGGCCUUACUUCUGAGGCAGAAGCAGAGACAAGACCUCCGGCAAUGGAAAAAACAGCAGCUCCAGCGCCUGGCCAAGGAGUUCAAGGCCGAGUGGCAGGAGAUCCAGAAGCAGCAGGUCAGAGACCUGGAGCGACUGUACUUAGCACAUCCGCUGGGCAUGAGAGGCGGAUGUGCAGAGGACAGCCAGCUGGUCUGGGAGGAACCCGUCCAGCGAGCAGCCACCAGGCAGCAGAGGGCCAGGGAGAAGCACAGAGCAGCCAUCAGAGGGCUGGACCCAACCAAACAGCCUGCGUGGCACACCAAGUCCCGGAAGAAGGCCGCGGGCACGGAAAAGCAGGGUGCUGCCAAAGUCACAGGUGUGACCCGGCCUCUCCCCAGUGCCCCUGACAAGAGGAAAGGCAAGCAGAGGUCGUCUGUGAAGACCAGCGGGGGCCAUCAGCACCUGGACCCCUGGGUGAGGAAAGGGACGGGCGUAGACAGGCUGUAUGCACAUCCUGACAAAACCAGGCGCUCAGAGGAGAGAGGGAAAAAGGAAACCCGGGAUGGGAGGAGACAGCUGGAGAAGGAGGCCGCUUCUUUCUCUCAAGGCCUGAAACACAACCGUCUGGAUUCAAGUCCAGAGGGCAGAUGGAAAGGUCUGGAACAGCUGUGGCCCGUUGGCUCGACCCACAGAGGGGGAGCCGUGUCAGCAGGGCCCCUGGGCAAGCACGAGGUCUGGAAGAAGUGGCAGAGAGAGCUUGAGUUUACCUUCGAAGAGUUGGUUGACACAAACAGAAAGCUGAAAAACCGCCUGGGUCGGCACCUGGAGCCGUGGCUGAGAAAGGGGCAGGGCCCCGGUGGGGAACCAGGCUGCCCUGAGGUACAAGAGCCUGGAAGGGAGGCCCAGAGGGAGAAGACCCUAGAGGCAGAGACGGUGCCCGCCAGGGAACCCAGGGACCCCAUGCGGGCCUACCAGACACCCUCCAAAAUCAACUUGAAGAAAUUGCUAGACAAGAUGGAGAACCAAAAUUAUCGUAGGUUGGCUAAGUGCGUGUUUGAAGAGAAAGACAAAAUGUCUAAAGCCAGUUUUAAGAACGGAGACAAAGCCCCAUCUCCCGAGGCAGAGGUCUCUGUCACUGAGGAGAACUGGCUCUCGUGCACCUUGGAAUCUGGACAGGAGCCCCCCGAAACAGUCAUGCUGGCAGAGGGCACCCAUCAGCUGCACCCUCAAGAGCACGCCAAUGGAGGGGGCAUGAUGGGGGCAGUGCCAACCCCGGAGAUGGAGCGGAGGAGACAAGAGCAGCUGGAAUUGCUUGAGCAAACGGGACACCGGAAGACGAAGCUGGAAAUCGUCCUGAAGGCUCAGCUGGAGGGCGAGGACAGCGAGCAGAGGGAGGUGCGCCUGAAGCCGUUGCCCGCUCACGCCCAGGGGCCGGAGGGAGGACAGGGACCCAGCACCGCUUCCCCCUCGGGUGUCAGCAUCAUUGACGACAGCAGGCACGGUCAGACGCUACGGGACCUUCAGCUGCAGAUUCUAGAGCAAAAUCAGUUACACAAGCAGUUCCUCGAAGAAGCCAGGAAGCGCUUGCAAGAGUUUCAGAAGAUAUGUUAACAGCAAGAGUCCCACCCACAACAAAAACAUAACCGAUAGCUGGGUGCUUUGUCAAAACUGCUGUUGUCUGUAAUGUCUGUGUUUUUGCCAUCUGCUCGGAGACCACUGGGUCAAUAUUAU
Trichechus manatus latirostris (Florida manatee) is the source of this 2537-nucleotide messenger RNA. It is a transcript of the gene CEP295NL, whose product is annotated as CEP295 N-terminal like. The transcript has a single exon. Bases 774 to 2417 code for a protein of 547 amino acids. NCBI's taxonomy places the organism in Eukaryota, Metazoa, Chordata, Mammalia, Sirenia, Trichechidae. The record is from RefSeq and is a predicted model, not a curated record.